This is a messenger RNA of Cottoperca gobio, 955 nucleotides long. RefSeq names its product RNA polymerase II, I and III subunit E, b (gene polr2eb). Gene Ontology annotation, biological process: tRNA transcription by RNA polymerase III; transcription by RNA polymerase II; transcription elongation by RNA polymerase I. Gene Ontology annotation, cellular component: RNA polymerase II, core complex; RNA polymerase I complex; RNA polymerase III complex. NCBI's taxonomy places the organism in Eukaryota, Metazoa, Chordata, Actinopteri, Perciformes, Bovichtidae. The record is from RefSeq and is a predicted model, not a curated record. Gene Ontology annotation, molecular function: DNA binding. The transcript has 8 exons. Bases 150 to 782 code for a protein of 210 amino acids.
CAAGACCACUCAGCGUCUACGUCAUCAGAUCGCGUCGGUAAACUGUAACGUGCGUCGCGUGUCUGGCCCAAAGGAGCAAAAGUGAUAAUUUAACAAAUAUUAAAUAACAAUUGAUUAAAUCUUAAGCAAGAGACAGUAUUUGAGACAGUAUGGAUGACGAAGAGGAAACAUACAGGCUAUGGAAGAUUCGUAAAACCAUCAUGCAGCUGUGCCAUGACCGAGGCUACCUGGUGACACAGGACGAGUUGGACCAGACACUGGACGAGUUCAAGAGUCAGUUUGGAGACAAGCCCAGCGAGGGUCGCCCCAGACGCACAGACCUCACUGUGCUGGUGGCACACAACGAUGACCCCACCGACCAGAUGUUUAUUUUCUUUCCUGAGGAGCCCAAGGUGGGAAUCAAGACGAUUAAGAUGUACUGUCAGAGGAUGCAGGAGGAGAACAUCACACGAGCCAUCAUUGUUGUUCAGAUGGGCAUGACACCAUCGGCCAAACAGUCUCUAGUGGACAUGGCACCCAAAUACAUAUUGGAACAGUUUCUACAACAGGAGCUGCUGAUUAACAUCACGGAGCAUGAGCUUGUUCCAGAGCACAUUGUUAUGACGAAAGAGGAAGUGAGUGAACUUCUGGCAAGAUACAAAUUAAAGGAAAGUCAGUUGCCGAGGAUCCAGGCUGGGGACCCAGUGGCUCGCUACUUUGGCUUGAAGAGAGGACAGGUAGUAAAGAUCAUCAGAUCUAGUGAAACAGCUGGGCGGUACAUCACAUACAGACUGGUGCAGUGACAGAAAGCUAGUCGUAUGGAUCAACAUUUUGGAGGACCAUUGAAGGAAAGUGACGAUGUUACAUCUUUAAUUUCUCAUCCAUGGAUGAUCCUUCUGCUUUUCAUUUGUUUAAAUUGUAGUUUUUCCUUGUAAUUACCGAUUUUGUAAAAUAAAGUAUUCCAAAAAGAUUCAAA